This is a messenger RNA of Mangifera indica (mango), 3320 nucleotides long. RefSeq lists its product as uncharacterized. Bases 436 to 3024 code for a protein of 862 amino acids. Lineage: Eukaryota; Viridiplantae; Streptophyta; Magnoliopsida; Sapindales; Anacardiaceae. Gene Ontology annotation, biological process: mitotic sister chromatid cohesion; DNA repair. The transcript is spliced from 14 exons. Gene Ontology annotation, cellular component: chromatin; nucleus. The record is from RefSeq and is a predicted model, not a curated record.
UUUGCACACUUUGUCCGUAUGGGCAGGCAGGGCAAGCCCAAGUUGCCCAACACUCUUCUGUGAAGCAAGAAAAUGAAGCGCCAAAGGGAGUGAGCAGCUAAGGUACACAUAAAAUACAUAGUAGCGGAUGUGAAAGCAAGUCAUAACAAGCCAAAGUGAAUGCAUAAAGUGGAAAGAACCCGAAAGUAACUGGGUUCUCUGUUUCCUGCAUGCUCAACGCUUAGCCUCCCUUUUGCUUUGUUUUUGUUUUUUAAAUUUUCGUGUAGUGAGUGGGAGAAUUUUAGGAAAGUGAUCGCGUUCAACUGCUGAAAAUAUGUUAUUUCCCUAGUGGGUUUUCAGUUAAUAAUCAAAAUUUUCAAAUUGGGAAGUGUUAAGCGUGUGUUUGCGUUUUAAAGUUUGUACUUUAGGGUUUCUUUUGUGGGAGUGAUACUGAAAAUGGGUUCUUCAAGGAGAGAUGCUGAGCUUGAGGAACAGGUCAAGGAGGUUGGGAGUGCGCUUCUUAGUCCUCCAUCUGCCUCUGAUGAACUUAUUGCUCUUCUUGAUAGAGCUGAGCAUUUGCUUGCAAAUGUGGAACAAGCACCUCCAAGAUCAAUGCAAGAUGCACUUCUACCGUCAAUGAAGGCAUUUAUUGCUGAUGAGCUAUUAAGGAAUUCAGACACGGAUGUGAGGCUUUCGGUUGCAUCUUGCAUCAGUGAAAUCACCCGAAUAACGGCACCAGAGGCUCCCUAUGAUGAUGACAUUAUGAAGGAAUUUUUUCAGCUGUCUGUUGCAGCUUUUGAGAAAUUGUCCAAUGUCUCUGGUCGUUGUUAUACAAAAGCAUUUUCCAUUCUUGACACCGUUGCAAAGGUCAGGUCAUGCUUGGUGAUGUUGGACCUUGAGUGUGAUACAUUGAUUAUUGAGAUGUUUCAACAUUUCCUAAAAUAUAUAAGGUCCGACCAUCCACAUGCUGUAUUUUCAUCCAUGGAAACAAUUAUGACCCUGGUCAUAGAUGAAAGUGAAGAGAUUUCCUGGGAUCUUCUCAAUGUUCUUCUAGCUAGUGUCCGAAAAGAGAUUCAAGACGUUUCUCCUAUUUCUUGGAAGCUAGGAGAGAAGGUUAUAACUAAUUGUGCUGCUAAGCUUAAAUCCAGUUUCAUGGAUGCAGUGCCGUCUAGAGGCAUAGCUUUGGAUGAAUAUGCUGAGAUAGUUUCCUAUAUAUGCAAAAAUGAAUAUGGAAACCUCCAGGGUCUUGAUUGUUCUGGGAAAUAUUUGGCAACUAAUGGAUUAGAUCCUGUUUCUCCUGGAGAAGUUUGCCAUGAUGUGGAUGAUAUUUUCAAGUCAGUGAAGUAUAACGGAACUUCUCCAACCAGGAAUGAUGAGGCCAUGGAUAAUAGGUCCUCAAAAGUAAUUGAGCAGUCUACUCAUGCCGACCAUUUCAGAAGUAUUGAUGCGACUGCCAGUGCCGAACCUCAUAAUUUAGACUCUAUAAGGAAUGUCAAGUCAGAUACUGAGCCAGAGAGUGCUCCGAAGAAAAGGGGUAGAAAACCUAAUUCCUUGAUGAAUCCAGAGGAAGGCUAUGAUCACUCUUGGAUUUUUACUGGAAGAAAAAAUUCCAAAGUACCUGGUCACAAAAAGUCUCAUGAUAAGGAAUUAGAAUGUUCACCCACUGUAGAUCCAGAAUUUAAGAAGGGGGCUUUACUGUCAUCAGAAAAAAAUGCAGGUGAACCUGCUUCUUCCCCAACCCCAAAAAGCCACCUAAAUAAGGACAGUCAUCGUAGAAGAGGUAGGCCAAAGAAAAUACAAAGUACGAUGGAUCAAGAUGGUGAUCUGAAUUCCCAGUCAGUGACAUUGACCAAAUCUGCAAGUUCCAUUUUGAAAAAGGAGCCUGAAAACAGACAUGAUAAAGAAAUAAAACGACGUAAGCACUCAUUAGAAGGUGAACUUGCUGUAAAGGAUAGUGAGGAGACUGCUGCAGCUCCCGGAUUUGGUGUUUUGGAGAAGGAAGCUGAUAUCCGAAGUGAUCUUGAGGAAAAACAACAAAAGCUGUCAACUACAAAGGCAAGGGGAAAGGGUACCAAUGAGGACAAGCCAUCAGUGCAGACAGAUUUCAAGAAAGGGAGUUUGGUUGCCACUGUUUCAACUAAAGGUAUUACUGAUGCAUCUGGUACUAAGAAGGGGAGGAUUCCUAAGGCUGCAGGUAAAUCAUCAAAUAGAGAUGGAAGCAACCCAGAGGAAACUCCGAACACAGAAGUCAAGAGGAAGCAUACUGUAGGGAAGGAAGUGAAGAAGAGUACUGCAUCUAAAUUGUCAAAUAGAGAUAGAGAUUGCCCAGAGGAAACCCCUAAAACCAAAGUCAAGAGGAAGCAUACUACCGGAGAGGAAGUGGCAUCUAAAGCGUGUGAGUAUGGUGAACAAUUGGUUGGUAAGAGAAUAAAGGUUUGGUGGCCAAUGGACAAGACGUUUUAUGAAGGUGUCGUUGAUUCUUAUGACUGCAUCAGAAAGAAGCACAGGAUAUUGUAUGCUGAUGGGGAUAUAGAGAGAUUGAAUCUUGAAAAACAACGUUGGAAACUGAUUGGAGAUGUUGAUAUGUCAGAAGACGGACAAGAGACUGAUGUGCGAAAACCUGGUGCUUUGUCUGAGAUAUUGCAGAAGGAAAAGGAUGACACAAAAUUUCAGCUGGUCAAAGAAGUGAAGGCCUCGACCUUGAAAAGGAGUAGUGAUCAUGCCAUUGCAUCCAAAGCAAGGGCUAGAAAAUCAGCCAGUGCUUCUGCAGAUGGUGCUAAACUUGACAAACCUAUUAUUGGUGAUGAACCAAUGAUCGAUGCAUCUGAGAAAGAUAGUGGUCCAAAAGGGGAUGAUCACAACUCUAUUAACAAAUUGGUAGUGAGAGACAGGAAACUGAUAUUGACUGUAACCAAACCGCAGCAGCAGACUAAUACGAAUCCUUCCAAUAGCGAAAGCUCCAAAGUUGGUGGCAGGGAAUCUUCUGGCGUUUGCAAAUCUGAAGAAGACUUGGACAACAACAAAGAAGCAAAGAAUGUGGAAUGAUCCACCAACAUGGAAGCAAAUGAAAUAGUGGACUUAGGCCAAGUGGUAAAGGCAGAAGUGGCUUAAAAACUUACAAGUCUGGGGACUGUAUAGUUAAGUGUUAAUUUUAUAUAUAGUGUUGUGUUUUUGAGGUGAAUAUCAGCUCAUUUUUGCCUUUUUAUUCUGCCAGAGCUGUAAAUGCAUCUCUUUCUCACUGUUGUGUAAUGGCGGGUCAAAACAAAAACUGCAGACCUUUCAGACUGGAAUGUAAUUAGUUAUCCAUAUACUUAUUAAAGCUUAUUCUGCUAUGCUAAUGA